AAUAGAUCGUGCUUAUGUUUGUGUCAUUGUGCAGAUCCUUAGAACAUUAUUUUUGGACAGGCGGUUGAGUUGCUUACUGGAACAAGACUUGCCCAGUUCCUCCGAGCUUGGAGUCAUUAAUACCUAAUGAGAGAACUGAGACAACCAUGAAUCUGGUUUGCUCAAGUAUGUUCAUUGCGGCCCGCAGCAUGGUUCUUAAACUAGGGAGUUGUAGCGGGCGUAGCUAGUCAGGGUCAGCCAUGCCCCUGCAGUUGGAUGACCCUGUGCCGGACCAAAGUGGAAAGCAGCUUGAGGCAAUCCAUGCGGUGCAAGAUGAAAUCGACAGUUUCAUGCACCGGAUCAAGGAAAGGCUUUUCUGGUUGGAGAACCUGGUCCAAAACCAGGUAGACGACCAACUACGGCUACGGGGAGGGAGUCCUCUCGGAGAGAGACUAGUUUCACCCAGAGAUAGCAACAGCGAAGCUUCAAAUCUCACAGGUAACAGGAGAGAGCGUUCAGGGACUGUGGAUGACAUGAGGCAGCUACAGGAACCACAGGCCCUCACAGAGCACAGAGAAAAAAAGUGGGAAAGCACUUCAGGCUGGUACUGGCCUUUGGGCACGAUCAGUUCGCUUACCCAGACUACAAACUUUCUUGGUACAGGGAAGGAACUACGUUUGCAUAACCGGUGGAUGCAACUUUCGAUGCAGGCGGAGGAUUUGCUAGCAUUGUCAAAUUACCGCCGAAAUGGCUCGUCAACACUACGCUAUUCGCCUCACAAGCAUUCUGGCCUCUCAGCAGAGUUUGAAGGAGGCAGACAGGUGAUUUUUCACCCCUUGGGCAAGUUCAGAGUAGUGUGGGACCUUUGUGGCCUUUGCUUGCUGCUUGCAGAUAGCAUUCUGUUGCCCUUGUCGCUCGCAUGGGGUUGGCAGCAGGGAACAAAGAACACGGGCGAAAUUUUCUUGCUCACCGUGUUUCUGCUCUCCCUGGCCUUUUGGAGCCUAGACAUUGUGACGAAUCUCAACACUGCAUUCUACCUGCGUGGGCACUUGGUGCUCUCUCGGUGGUUGAUUGUCCGGCACUACCUUCAAACUUGGUUCAUAAUCGAUGCCGCCGUCGUGAGCCUGGACUAUGUUACGCUAGUCAACUUCAUUCAGGAAGCGGAGGAGAGUAGUUUUGGCAUAGUGCGCUUCAUCCGGGCUGCUCGGGCCUUUCGGCUCGUUCGGCUAUUGAAGAUGGCUCGCUUUGAUGACCUAAUGCAAGAGAUUGCUGCCUCAACAGGAAGACAGUGGAUUAUGCUAGUGGUGGCCAUUAUCAACUCUACCGUUGCAAUCUUGCUAGUUGCCCACGUAAUGACAUGCUUCUGGUUCGGCCUGGGCCGCUCUUUGCUAAUGGACCAGAAGAACAAUUGGCUUACAUUUACGGAAAUUGAUGGUUCAACACCCUGGAUCCAGUAUUUACACUCAUUUCGUUAUGUGAUGGAUGCGCCGUCACCACCAAUGAUUGACGUAGACAGCAGAGAUGAGCGCUUCUUUGACAUUCUCAUCACAAUUUUCUGCUUUGUGGUGAUUGGCACAGGCAUUUCGAAGAUUUCAGGAACCAUGGUAGAGCUACGAAGCAUGAACGAAGCCAAGACCAAGCAACGCUGUGAGAUCCGCCAAUACCUUCACAGCCAAGAUGCCUCCUUAGAAUUGGUCUCAAGAGUAAUGAAAUUCGUGGACUACAAAUUGGACAAGAUGAUGCCCACCACCUUUGAUAGCACCUUGAUUUCCCACACCUUGCAAACAGAGCUCUCAGUCAACCAGAGAUCAGCAUAUAUAGAGCAAGUGCCAAUAUUUUCUUUGACCCUAUCGCUCUAUCCUGACGUGUUCUCAAGUGUUUGCGUGGUUCUGAAGAAGGUGGUUUGCGAGAACCAAGAGGAGGUCUUUGUAGCUGGUGCUUUGUCGACUUGUAUGUACAUAACUGCCACGGGUGAGUACACGCUUGUAGAGGGGUACGACUUGUCCAUUGAACCGAAGUAUCUAAAAGGUGUGAACAGGCUGGAGGAACUCGCUUUGUACGUUGAUGCCUUGGCUCACCAAUCAUCUUUGAUUGCUACAACUUUUGCUGAGAUGUUCACCCUGGAUGGUGACAACUUGGUGAACUGCCUUCAGAAUUCUCCCAGCUGCGCUGCGAUGUUCUUCGAGUAUGCCAAAGAGUUCACUUCAGCCGUGAAGAGGGCAGGCGGCAGACCGGAUUUCCAUGAGCAAGCUGUGCUCGCCGAGCGUGCCUGCAAGAAAACCCAAAUCUACCAAGAUUUAUACCCAGAGCAGGACACGCGUUUGGACAAAAUUGAUCUCAGUCACAUCAAUGCUGCAAACGUGGAGUCCCCGGAGGCAUUCCCAUUCCGGACGAAUACGGCGAGCCGGUCCUUCUUCGGUGAUCAUGAGCUGCAAGUGAUUGACGAAGUUGCAGACGAGGCCAAGCAUGAGAUCAGUAGCGAGUGUCACAAUAUACAGUGGAUGAUUGAGGAAGGUUGGAAACAAGACUUGCAUAUCAAUUCGUUGCCAUCGCAGCUGCAAAACUGCCUUCCAGAGUUACAUCCUACUGAUGGCCCACACGCUAUUUUUGAGCAGCCAGUUGAGCGGGAUCGUGCAGAGUCAUCAUGCAUGUGCACCCUUGCAUUGAUCCACAACCGCUACGACAUUUUCACCAUGCCACAACCGCCUGCAGCGAAGCUGUUGGAGAAGCAAUGGCAGAUACUUCAGCAUAUAGUCAAGUGGCUCCAGCCAACGAAUGAGAAGAUCCAUGCAGUUCUAGUUCUCUUGGCCAUCCGCUCCCUGGGCAAAUCAAAAGCUGUGUCUAGUCAGAUAGCUUUGAGUGAGCGGAGCCCGGAACAUGUGGUGCUUGCUUUGAUCGAUGAGUACCAAAAUGUUGUUCCCUCAGUCAAAGGGCUGAGCGAUGUGGGCAUAACUUACGCAAAGGGCGCCUUGAGGUUGCAUUCAAUGUUCAAUUUGGCACAGAUGUUGCAGGGUGAAAAUGUACCCGCCAAUGUUUGCCAGCUACAAGAAAGCAUCAAAAGGGAUGGAGUGGAGGCCUUGCGCUUCUACAUACUGUUCUUGCUGGGCUUUAUGAGCGGCUUGAAUGCUGGGCGUGGAUCAAAGUUCCUCACAGCAAAACGAGCGGAAAGCUUCAUCGAGGGAGUCCGGGUCCUGAAGUACUUGCUUGAUGCAGCCCCCUGCGGAAUAUACUGGGGCUUCUUGACAGCUCGUGCCCACAGCCUCGGUGUUCCUUGCCAGACUGCUGAGGAGCUGGUGCUAAUUCGACUUGCUUGUCUUGCGCGAGUGGAGGAUCGCAGCGCAUACCGGCAGCUAGAGGAAUGCUGGGCUUCCUUGGGAUCAGGGGAGAGAUCAACGCUCUUGCACCACUUCUUAGCAGAUGGGAUCGAGGACACUGCCUUCGUCUUUGAAUUCUUACCCGACUGUGUGGCCAAUGCAGUGCGCAAUCCAAACAUUGGCUUGACAUGUCUUUUGGAAAUACUAGUUUGCCUCUUGAACAUGCUUCAGCCAGCGGCACCUGGCAUGCUUGCAAAUAUGGAAAACUGCAAGGUCAUUUUUGUGAAUCUUGCCGACAUGAGCGAGUUCAUUGCUUGUGUGCGAAACCGCUUCGUGUUUGAGACGUGCGUCUCACGCUGCAAAGUACGAUUUACAGGGGGCAGAGUACUUUUGGAGAUGACAGGUAGCAAUUGGGCGCGAGUGAAUGAGCCAAACUCGGAUAUCACAAGCCUCGCCUACAGCGUGAAGGAUGUGUUGCAGAAGCAACGUACAUUGGAAACUCAGCUUUUGCAAAGAAUGGGAGGACCGCUACAGCAACGGGUUAUUGAAACCUGGGGAGUCUAAAUCAAAGAGGUGGUGGAACUGCGCAAUGCACGCAUUCCACUGUGUAUGUCACAGGCCAUGAUUUGGCCUUGCGAAAAAUGUCAAUCCUGCUGCUUUCAUGUGGCUAAAUGUGCAUUCUUUUCCAAAAAAGCUGCUGGCUGCAGACUGGAAACUCAAUUCUGCAAAGCUGGCACUUUGCACCACAGCCUUGGCAUUGCAUCACUUCGUUUCAGGUACUGUACAUGUGAUAUUUUCUCCAAGUGGUGUCCAACGUAUAUAUAUAUAUAUAAUUAUACAUACAUAUUAAUAUGUAC
This is a messenger RNA of Durusdinium trenchii, 4150 nucleotides long. Lineage: Eukaryota; Dinophyceae; Suessiales; Symbiodiniaceae. The record is from the annotation of a GenBank genome assembly.